This is a messenger RNA of Penicilliopsis zonata CBS 506.65, 789 nucleotides long. RefSeq lists its product as hypothetical. The record is from RefSeq and is a predicted model, not a curated record. The transcript has 2 exons. Bases 1 to 789 code for a protein of 262 amino acids. Lineage: Eukaryota; Fungi; Ascomycota; Eurotiomycetes; Eurotiales; Aspergillaceae.
AUGGAUCUGCAAGGACAACCAAUUCCCUCCGGGGCUCGUGGAGUUAAGAACACCACCGAUCCCGAAGCAUACAGAAACCCUAUCGUCGAGUCUUCUGGCCCUGUAGCCAAUGACUCUCUGGCCGCCGAGUCCUCAAAAUCGGGUGGUGCAUUCUCCCAGAACCGAGGCGCAGAGCCCUUGGGCGUGUCAGGAAACCAGUCCACAUUCGCCAACCAGGAUACUUCCGGAGCGACGACGCUCUCUUCAGCCCCUGACCGAACUGCUCGCCCAGACCCAACCAGGAAGCAGCGAUACCCCGAAGCCCUGGGCGGGCAGGGUGAAUUCCCGGGCACCCAUCUCCCGGAAUCCGGGUACGCAGGCGGUUCGACACAGGCGAAACAAGGUAUGGGCAUCCACGCGGGCGAGUACCCUGCUUCACAGAAGCUGCAGUCUUCUGAAACCUCCGGCGGUGACGGCGGCGCUGCCGCCAGUGGUAGCGGAUACACCCAAUACCACAGCGAAUAUAAUGCCGGGACGGCGCCCAACUACAUUACCCCCGCGACUUCGAACCUGGGCAACACGAAGCCCAAGGGGAACAAGCUCACCGAGGGCGGGUUCCCUGACGAGCCGGGCAAGAACGUCAGUUUCACCUCGGAGAUCGGAUCGCAGCAGGAUCCUGGCCGCCUGGCGGAGACCAAGUUCCAGCGGAUGGCGCAGGAAAGUGGUCCGUACGGUACCGAAGCUGGUAGGCAAAAGGGCGUUGACAGCGACAAUCUGUAUGGAUCUUUGAAGAGGGACCAGCGGGCUUAG